AUGAUUUGGCGGGGCAGGAUUUGCAUUGGAGAUGAUAAGUCAGGCGCUUGUUGUUCGCAGCUCAAUAUGAUACAGGAAUAUGGGGCAGUAAGUAAUUUAUUUCAGUACCACAUUGUAUCAGUGGGCUACAGCAAAUGUGGUAUAGAAAAAACAUUCUUCACUGGUGGUUUCAACUUCAUUGCCAAGGUAUAUUUCUCGGGUGUCAUCAGUUUGAGAGAGCAGUUUGAAGUGCAGUGUGCUGUACCAUUUGUGGAAUCACAUGUCAAGGCAAGAAUGGUGGCAUCUGGUAGACCGAUAAGAAUAUCAUCUGUGGAUUUUACUAGCAGUACAUCUGUAACGGAAGUGAAACCAGUUUCUGUACGAUUGGGUAGUAAUUUGCAUAUUGCUAUCGAACCAACUCUGAAAGAAAUGCAGGAAAGAUUACACACGUAUCCGUUGAAUUGUUGGGUUACUGUAGCUUCAAGUAGUGUUGAGUCUACUGUUACUCCUAUCGUUGUAGCACGUAGGUAUUUUAUUAAAAAUGGAUGUCCGUCCACCGAUGACAAUUCUUUAUUGGCAUUUUUGGAGCAAAAGACGGGUAUCGGUCGUUUUGCGGAAUGGACCAAAGUGACGAUUCCUAUUACGCGUAAUUUAGUGAUUACAUCUUUAUUGAAUGGGUCAGUACCAGUUGAUGAAUCUGUUGAAUACGGGCGAAUAUCUCUUCACUGUGAUAUAGUUUUUUGUACGGGUCAAAAAUUAAAAGGCUUUCAAAAUACUCCCAUGUGUCCACAUGCGUCAUUCUGUUCGCCAUCAUCUCAGGAACAACAACAUUUGCCAUACUGGAUAGAGCCUUACAUUGAACGGGCAGUUACGGUCUCAUUACCUUCACCGAUUCGUAUUCUUCUGGCAAAUGCUAGUGAACCUUCACUAGACAGCAAUGAUAUGUUAUCACUUCCAGAAGAUAUUGUUACUGAAACAAAUGAGGACGCCUAUAAUGCAGUUUAUGAUUCGAAGUGUGCACGGGUAUGUGCUGUAGCAGUUGAAGAAGCUUUACGUAAAGACAGUGUUGAAUGUCGUUUCGAUGGCAUCCCUGUUUACGUGGUCAUAAUUAUUGCUAUCAUAUCAUUUGGUUUUGGUGUUGCUUUUGUAGCCACUCUAUGGUUGAUACAUAAUAAAACAGAUAUUUUUCUCACAGAUCCAUUGCGAAAAAUUCGUUGUGCAGAUCAAAGUGGACGUGGUAUGCCGUUGAAUGCUCUUUAUCGAGAUUCUGUUAUCCGACCAUAUAAUAACGCAUUUAUGAUUCCAUGCGGCACGACGAUGACGGAACGAGAACAAUUAGUCUAUGAUCGACCGCGUUAA
Messenger RNA from Thelazia callipaeda (thelaziosis nematode), 1338 nucleotides. NCBI's taxonomy places the organism in Eukaryota, Metazoa, Nematoda, Chromadorea, Rhabditida, Thelaziidae. The record is from the annotation of a GenBank genome assembly.